GGAUCUUUGCUUCCCUCGCUCCCUCUCCGAGUCCACUUCGGACUUUACCCUUGCCUUCCCUGAGCUCACUUCGAGCUCACUUCUUCUUUUGCCGUUGAGUCCCCUCCGGACCCUAACACGGCCCUGGGCAACUCCUACGGGGAACAUCAAGUUGGAAUGUGCUACCUAUGGGGCAACUGUGUGGACCGAGACCACGUCGAAGCAUUCCAAUGGUUCCACAAGUCAGCCUGGCAGGGAAACCGUAACGGCCAGUAUCGUGUUGGUAUCUGCUACUGGUAUGGCCAAGGUGUCGCAAGAGAUCAAGAGGAAGCCACCAAUUGUUUCCUCGAGUCUGCCUGACAGGGACACGAAAAUGCCAGGAAGCGAAUCAAAUGAACAUUUUGUCCGCGCGAACAAUGAAAUCAGUAUAUGAAGUAUUCAGUGUAUUUCAUCUCUGUGGUGCUCGUGGUUGGAGCCAGUC
Polychytrium aggregatum is the source of this 460-nucleotide messenger RNA. RefSeq lists its product as uncharacterized. The transcript has a single exon. Gene Ontology annotation, molecular function: protein binding. The coding region runs from base 157 to 339 and encodes 60 amino acids. The record is from RefSeq and is a predicted model, not a curated record. Lineage: Eukaryota; Fungi; Chytridiomycota; Chytridiomycetes; Polychytriales.